UCCCUGAUAAAACAGCUGCCACUUGCUUGAGCCAGACACAGAGGGAAGCAGGUCCUGCCAGGGACACAGGGGAACUGAUCAAGCCUCUUGGGGGACUUUCCAUUCACCAUUAUCUGGAAACGCAGCUUUAGUAUAAGGAAAGCCGUCAUAGGCAUACCAGAGGAACUGUCGUCAUACUCUUAAAGACAGCUGCAGUCUGCCGUCGAUAAACCCAAAGAUACAAACACAAUCCAAGAGACUAGAGAGAUCCUAAAAACAAUAAGGAGGACAACUGAAGGCAACUCCAUACACACAUUGAGUGGACAGAGAAGAUGGAAAACAACGUCAUGAAGUUAUCUAAGGAGGCUAAUAGUGAAAAAAGGAUUGAGGCUGAUCUACCUUUACCACCUCCUCCAGAAUCAACACAUCCUUCAGUGACAGUAAUUGGAGCACAAGAACAAAGUUUUAUGCCUCCACCUCCCCCAAAAGAGACAUUUUCCAAGUUCUAUGAGCAGCGGCAAGUAAAUGAGUUAAAAAGACUUUAUCGUCACAUGCAUCCAGAACUAAGGAAGAACUUGGAGCAUGUUGUGACCAGGGACAUUUCUGAAUUGUUAAGUACUGAUGAAUCUAAUCAACAAGGUUCAGUCAAUCUGGAUUCAGUGCUACCUGGAGAGGUACAAUCCAUGCGUUGGAUCUUUGAGAAUUGGAAUUUGGAUACCAUUGGUGAACACCAAGGUAGUAGAAAAUUAACUGAAGAAGAGGCUGUACUUGGUGGCAAUGUCAAAAAUACAUCUCGUAUGUUUCAAGGCCAGACAUGCACUGAUGGCAAUAGGUCCUCAUCUGCAGUGCUUGAUCAGUCAAGAGGUGAUGUGAAGACAGCUUUGUGGUUGUUUGAAACACAGCCCCUUAAUUCAUUAAAUAAAACCUAUCAAGAUGACACAGAUGUCCAGGAAGCAGUUUUGAAAGAUCCUAUUGAAAAAGGUGAUGUGAAGGGCACCAAAGUCCUCUUUGAGACACAAUCUUUAGAUGAAGUUGGACGCUGUAACUCUAUAGAAGAAAAUAGCAUUCUCCAUCUAAAAUCUGAAAUUCAAGAACUGAAGGGAGAUGUGAACAAAACCAUAAAACUUUUUCAGACUGAGCCUUUGUGCGCAAUUAGAGAUACAACUGGAAAUAUUCAUGAAAUUAAAUCUAUUUGUAGAGAGGAUACACAGAGCAAUAGUGUAAACACAUCAAGAUGGUUGUUUGAAACUCAGCCUUUGGAUGCUAUUCACAAGGAUACCUCAAAUGUUCAGCUUAUUAGAGGUAUUUCGUUGGAAGAGAUUGCAAAGGGAGGUGUAAAUGCAGCCAAGUGGAUAUUUGAAACUCAACCCUUGGACACAAUAAAAGAACACAUGGAAGAUGGUGUAUUCCAGGCAUCUGUGGACACUAUACAAGGAGUAGAUGUGAGCAAGCAAAGCAGUAUAUUUGAGAAGCAAUCUCUUGACUCCAUUAACAGUAACAAUAAUAGUAAAAUCACCACUACAGAAGAUGUAUUUGCUGGUGACGUGAAGUCCACUUUGUGGCUAUUUGAAACACAACCAAUGGAAACACUCAAAGGCAAUUUUGAAGUUGGUCAGCUAAAAAAGGUUGAGCUUUUAAACGAAGAAAAGGGGAAUGUUAAGCAAAGGAAACACAUUUUUGAGACAUGUUCAUUAGACAAAGUGUCCAACAAAGAAGAUGAAUCAAGAGAACAAUAUGGAAUAGACACAAAAGAAAUUAUAAAGGGAGAUGUGAAGUCAUAUAAAAACCUGUUUGAAACACUUCCCUUGGAUAAUAUUAAAAACAACAGGAGUGUUCACAUCUCUAAUCAAGAUGACAUAAAGUUGGGGAAUGUGAAGGCACAUCAAACUUUGUUUGAAACCACACCACUUUAUGCUAUCGAAGACAGUUUGGGCAAUUAUCAUGAAGUCACAUCUGUCAGUCGGGAGCAAGUAAUAAGUGGAGAUGUUAAAAAAUAUCAAUGGAUGUUUGAAACAAAACCUUUAGAUCAGUGUAAUGACAGUGUUCAAAAAGUGGAUAUCAUUAAAGGAAUCACAAAGCAAGAGGUUGUUUCUGGUGAUGUGGCAACAGCUAGGUGGCUCUUCGAAACUCAACCUGUUGAUGUCAUUCAUCAGGAAAAGAAGGAAGAGUGCGCAAUUCAAAAAGAAGUCUUAGAAAAAGGUGAUGUUAAGAAGUGUCAAUGGCUCUUUGAAACCCAACCUAUUGACAUGUUAUAUGACAAAUCAGACAAAACCCAAGAAAAAGAAACUCUUGUUCAAGGUAAUGUUAAGUCUUACACUUGGAUGUUUGAAAGUCAACCAUUAGAUUCCAUCAGAGACUCAGAAGGACAUUAUAUAAAAAUGAACAUUGCUUCACAAGAUAAUUUGGAAGGUGUUAAUGUAAAAACCACAAAACACCUUUUUGAGACUGAACCUUUGGACAGCAUUUCCUCUGCUGGCGAAUUAAAAAAGAUGAUCAGGUAUUCAAGCAGAGUUGAAAUCCAAUCAGGAGAAGUCUCUAGAGUGAAGGAGGUUUUUGAAUCUAAACCAAAAGAAUGUGUAUCGAAAGCAGAUAUUACAAGAGAAGAAAACAUACAGGCUGGUUCUGUAAAUAAAUUCACAUGGCUUUUUGAAAACUGUGCAAUGGACUCUUUGAUAAUGAACAAAGACAGUUCUCAAGAAUUACCCCCCAAAAACACUAUCCAAGGUGGGGAUGUUGGAGGGGAAAAUUUUAUUUUUGAAACAUAUUCUUUGGAUCAGAUCCAACAGGAUUCACAAAAUAAGGACAUUGGCAAAGUCGAAGAAGCUCUCACCAGAGGAGAUGUGAAGUCAUGUACAAUGCGUUUCGAAACCAUGCCUCUAUAUGCUAUCCAAGACCAAGGAGGGGAAUACCAUGAGGUCACAUCAGUAAAGAAGGAAGAAAUCCAGAAAGGGGAUGUAAGAGGUGCAAAAUGGUUAUUUGAAACAAAACCUCUUGAUAGGAUCAAUAAGGAUGAGGAAGUUUUUGUCAUCAGAGCAGUGACACAAGAAGAUAUUGAGAAAGGCUGUGUCAAGGCUGCAAGGUGGAGAUUUGAGACAGAACCACUGGAUUCUAUCACAGAUAUUGGGAAGAACAUCAGGAGAACAGUUGAUGAUAUUCAAAAGGGUGAUAUCCAACUAAACAAGCAGCUCUUCGAAUCACAACAAGUGAAUCAGAAGAAGUAUGUCAGGCUGGUUAGUGUCAGUGAUGUACAAAAGGGAAAUGUGAGGACUUCUACAUGGCUCUUUGAAAAUCAACCUAUUGAUUCUUUAAAAGGAGAGGAUCAAGAGCAUUGUGGUAUUAUAAAAGUUCAAAGAGAAGAUAAUCAAAAAGGAGAUGUUAAGAGAUGCACCUGGCUAUUUGAGUCUGAACCACUAGAUAGCCUGAAAGAUACUGAAAGACCAGCUGCUCCUCAAACCAUGGAAGAUAUUCCCAAGGCUAAUGUAAAAAGCACCACUUGGCUGUUUGAAAGUACACCGCUAGACGAAUUUGACUUUAAACACUCAACCAGCAUUGAGCAAAAAGAAAUAAGUGUAAAGGAUAUCCUUAAUGCCUUCUUUUCCUACCAAAUAAUUCAGCAUGCAGGAAUUGUCAUAGAAAAUAUCAAUGGUAAGUCUGUAAACAUGAUAAAAUAUCAGUUAUCGGCCCAGACAACUGAGAUUCAGAAAGAAGAAACUGUGGGUGGCAACCUGCAAAGAAUAUUAUUACAGUUACUCCACAGAGCUGAUGUUGAGCCCCAUGGUCUUCUUGUGGAGGAAAACAGUAGUGGACAACUUCAUGUAACCAAGAUGAAUCUACUGGAUCAAGCUCAGCCAGCAGGACAGGAAGAAGAAUAUGUCAACGAUGACAUAGCUCAAGCCUUCAAAGCACUGUCAAAUGAAGACGAUUGCAUGAAGACUGGUAUUAUAAUGGAGGAAUCUGCCAGUGGUUCUGUGAAAAUUAUUAUCUAUUCUAUAUCAUCACACUGUACAUUUAGUGUGGCUGAGGACAAUAUUGUCAAAGGAGAUGUCAAAUCAACAAUUGGAAAUCUGCUGGCUUGCAGCCAAGAAAGCAAACGAAAGGUCUCUGUAACACGUGAGCAAAAUGAGAAAGGAAAUGUCCAGUUGUACACAAGCUGCAUUGAAAAAGGAGAUUUAGGAUACUUGAGAAGUCUCCAAGCAGAAUCCGAAAUAGAAGCUCUUACGCUUCUUCAAAGGGAACCUGUAGGUGAAGAAUUAAAUGAAGAACAGCAUAAACAGACAGCUAACCAAAGCAACACAGCUUCAGAAUGUGUGUAUGUUACAUCCAACCCUGUAUUCAAUCCUGUGCAGCCUCAAGCAAAUGUAAAAGGCUGCAUUGUGGUUGAUACCACAAAGGACACAAACACCCAGAAAGCUUCACUUGGAUGCAAAGAAGAAAGAAAGGACAUCACUGUGAGUAACACAAUACAACGCAACACCGCAUUGCAGAAAUCUACAACAAGCAAAAACACUACUGGAGAAGCGGAGAGCACUACAUUGCUUAAAGAGUGUCAUGCCGGGGGUUCCAUGUCUAGUAUGGUGAAGAGCAAUUCUGCCAGUGAGACUGAUCUACAAGCUGCAAAGGAAACAAAUACCCAGAAAGCUUCACUUGGAUGCAAAGUAGAAAAAAAAAAGGACAUCACUGUGAGUAACACAAUACAACACAACACCGCAUUGCAGAAAUCUACAGCAAGCAAAAACACAACUGGAGAAGCGGAGAGUUCUACAUUACUUAAAGAGUGUCAUGCCAAGGGUUCCAUGUCUAGUAUGGUGAAGAGCAAUUCUGCCAGUGACACCGAUCUACAAGCUGCACUGUUAGAUCUAAAACAAGCCACAGCUGAAGCUAAGAGCAUUCAACAGGCACAAUGUAAGCUUCAGAAAAGUACCCAGGAGAUUCAACUUUCCAGCAAGCAAGUACAAGGAAAUACUGUGCAACCUGUUCAUGCUAAAUUAUAUCAAGAACAUGCCAAUGCCAAGCAAACAUCCAGUGUCACGACCAAAGUUCAAGAUACACGGUCAUCUUAUGCAAGUCUUCAGAAGUCUACGACAUCCACCAAAAAGGUCAGUGUUUCUGAGGAGCAGGAGCAGAAAGUAACACAGGAACAUAACCAGAUAUGUAGGGCAGAAAGUAGCAGUAUAAAAGAUGGUGUUGAGUUCCCCAUUCAAACAAAAAACUAUUUAAAUCCCUUUGUUGACUGUGAUUAUAAAACACAACUAGAGCAAGAAGAAAGAGAUCAAGAUAUUGUCAGGGGAGAUGUAAAGGCAGCGAUCAGAGCACUGCAGUAUGCUUCCACAGAGCAGAAAGAAGUAGAAAAGGAAGAAGUUGUAAGAGGUAAUUUAACAACUGCCCUUCAAUCUCUCCAAAAGUCUAACGUAAAUGUAUCAAAGGGUGACUUUAAGGCAGCUAUGAUAUACAGGAAUGCAGGGCAGUCUUAUGCUGCAUGUAAAAAAAAAAGUGAUGAUCAGCAGUUUAAAGAUCAGGCAAUGGUAACAUCAGUACAAUCAUUUGAUAAUGACUCUCCUCCUUCUCCAGCUGCUGUGACUGGACAAGAAAGAUGUCAACCUCCAAACACAAGUCAUUUAGAAGCAACAAAGGUGAAGGAUCCUACAACAAAGAUUCCUGAUUCCAUAGCAGAGGCAAGUGAUAAGACUCUAGAUAAUACACAUGCUCUAAGCACAUCCCAACCCCCACAAAGACAAAAGCCAGCCCUGCCCCCAAAACCAAAGCAUCUGUUGCCAAGUACACGUCCACCUCUGCGGCACAAAGCUAAGACUUCCUUGACCUCACCUUCAUCUCCAUCUUCUAAUCCUUUGACUAAAACUGAUGAAAGGAGUUUUAAAACAUUAACAGAUUCAGACAACAUGUCCAUACAGGUCCCAUAUGCAUGUGAUGCCCCAGCUAAACCAACUUGCAUUUACCUUUCUGCCAACGCAAGUGGAGAAUCUGAAAAAGAAAUGCUUAUACACAAUACACACAUGAUAUGCAAUGAAAGACAUAUGGUUACCUCUGAAAAUCAAACUUCCCAGGAUGAACGGACAAUCCAAGCCACUAAAAACAAAGAAGACUCAUUAAGUGAAUGUUGUACUUUUUCAGCUAAUGACUUAAAGGCUUGCACUGCCUCAUUACAACAAGAGAGACAAAUGGCAGAAGAAUAUAUGUAUAAACAGACACUGUGCCCAAAUUCAAAUAGUAAAGAUGAGGCACCAAAGAAGUCAGUUGGCACCAUGGCAGAAUCCAGAGACAGUUUUAAUCAAAACACGAACAAGGGUGUAGUCAUGAGAGUCAAGCAGAAAAGGGAAACAGAAGAUGAAAGGCGCAAAAGAUUAUCAGUACAUAGGGAUGAAAUAUUGAAAGACAAUGUAAAAGCAGCAACCGAUAUUUUUGAGAAUUUGAGAAAACAAGAUGAGCUUCAGAUGAUUUUGAAAAAAGUGAAAGAAUUAGAAGAAGAGACUAAAAAUGUGGAUGUAAAGUCCAUGAGGGGUUUAUUUGAGACGGUUCCAGAUUGGAUAGUCAACACCAAAGAAAAAGCAACCCCUCUUCAGAAGCAAAAGGAAAGCCAUAAAGACGGCAGUUUGGAGCUGCUAAAGGAGGAUGCAGAAAGUGUAUCAUCUGUAGAACUUGCCUUUGAGGACCUUGAAAAGGCAAGUGCUAAAAUCAAACACUUGAAAGAGCAGACAUUGGCACGACUGUUAGACAUUGAAGAAACGAUUAAGAAAGCACUCUUCUCUGUUUCAAAUUUAAAAUCAGAUUCUGACAUUGCAAGUCUUUCAUGUCUCUUCCGUGAAUCCCUUGGAACACCUACUGCAACCAAUAACAUCAGAAAAAUUAGCAUUGUUUCCAGUAAAGCAAAACCAAUACAACUUCUUGAAGAGGGGUAUAUCGACGCUGUAAACAAUCAAGAAAUAACAGAGAUUAAGAAGACAGGACUGGAGGUGGCCAAUACUUCCAGUCGCCUUUCUCCUACAUCUCCAUCUUUCAUUACAAUAGAAUCUGCUGCCAGAAAACCAACACAACAGAAUGGUAACUGUUCACCUUCAGUUGUGAUUUCAAACCAAAAUGAACACAUGUCUCAGAAUUUGGCAAGCAAUCCCAAACAAGGAGUGAGUGGUAGUGGACAGAAAGGACUCAAUUCACAAGAGUGCUCAGAUCCUUUCAACCAGUGGAGUAUUUCAUGUGACAAUGGCCGAUGUGCUUCAGCUGAGUUGCAGAAUAUUGCUGUAGUUCAUGAUCAGAACGCUCAGGUCAACCUCAACUCACCAUCAAGUCCCAAUUCUCAACGGCAAAAAAGUGUUCUUGAGUUGAAAACUGCAUCUGAUAGUCCCAAAGUAAUUGGAACAACUAUAGUGACUGAAAAAUAUGAAGAAUCUGAUCAGUAUGGCAACAAAACUAUAAGGUCCAAAACAUCUACCACGGUUACAAAGCAAUCGGACACUCAGAGCUCCUCAACCUUUGAGUUUGUAUCUGCACCGCCACGUUAUGAAGUGACUGCCUCUCCUCUUCUUAGGAGACAUUUGAUGUCAUCGGUGGAGAACUCUAGCAGCAAAGCAAAUGAGACUGGGGUUGUGUUCGUUACUUUUGGAAAUUCAAAACCAGCCAAAAAGUAAUGUGUUUAUAAAGAACCCAAGAACACAAUGUUUCUAAUCCGAAUAUGUCUGGCAACAUUAUGCUACAGUAGAUGUACAAGAUUAAGAUAUUUGAUUUAAUCUGAACAAUUGGUACCCACUGGGCAGAUUCUGGUUCAUAUACAGUCAUUAGGAAGAUUAGUGAAAACAGCAACUUGUAUUACAUGCAGUUUGAUCAUUGACAUGAAGAACCACAACCAUUUUGUGUAACAUAAGAUGUAUUGUAUAUAUAUUAUGUUUGAAACGACUGUUAUGUACAGAGUAAGCUGAAUACCAUCUUAAUGUUGCUAUUCAGCAAAUUGUAUUAAUGUGAAAAGCUGAACUUGAGAUGAUUCUGAACACGUCUUAGUAGAUGUCAUCCCUUUUUAGUGGACAUUAACUCAUUUUUUAAUGGUCUGUGUAAAUGAUACCAAUCUUGGAUUUGAUCAAAACCAUAUAAGUUUUUAUAAAGGAGUAGUCACAAGCUCAAAGUGCAGUUCCUUAUGGAAAAAAAAAUAAGUUUCUAAUGUCAAAGUACAUUCCUUGGAAUGACAUUCGACAUAAGUGAAGUACAGUAGUCCUAUUCUUCAUCUACAGCUAUGUAUUGUUAUCAUAAUGUUAUCCACCAUCCAGCAAAUUGCAGGGUGCUAGUAUUUAUAGAAUACUGUUUUACUCCAUGCAAUGGUGCACAUAGGGUAAAAAGUCCCUGAAGUUAAUUUUACACAUAAUGUUUUAUUUAAAAAAAAUAUAUAUGGCUCUAUGCCUUUUUAAAAUAAAUCCUCUUCAGGGAAAUGGCAAUUUAAUAACAUAAUAAAAUAAAAAAACACUCAAUAAAAUUAUAUUUUUCUUCACUUUAUCUUAGUUCUAAGAUUUUUGUAUGAUUUUCUUAACACAUGUUAAAAUGUUUAAAUAUUUUAGACCAUAAUUUAUUAUUUAUGAGAUCAAUUGUCAUUCUGUAUUUUUGUUUCUGUUUUAUGCAUUUUCAUUUAUAGAAGAUGUAUUUACCUUUGCAUAACAUUACUUUUCUCACUAAAUUCUUUUAUAUCCCUU
Pseudophryne corroboree (corroboree frog) is the source of this 8666-nucleotide messenger RNA. RefSeq names its product xin actin-binding repeat-containing protein 1-like. The coding region runs from base 312 to 7619 and encodes 2435 amino acids. The transcript has 4 exons. NCBI's taxonomy places the organism in Eukaryota, Metazoa, Chordata, Amphibia, Anura, Myobatrachidae. Gene Ontology annotation, molecular function: actin filament binding. Gene Ontology annotation, biological process: actin filament organization; actin cytoskeleton organization. Gene Ontology annotation, cellular component: focal adhesion; stress fiber. The record is from RefSeq and is a predicted model, not a curated record.